GAGCAGGCGGGCGCUAGGGCGGGCGGCGGGCGCGGAGCCGCCGGAGCUCUCCAGGGUUCUGGGCCGCCCGCGGGGAGCCGGGGGCAGCCGCGCCGCCGAGCCCCGCCGAGCGCCGCCGAGCCCGGCCGAGCGCCGCCGAGCCCCGCCGAGCCCCGCCGAGCCCCGCCGAGCCCCGCCGAGCCCCGCCGAGCAAUGCCUCGGACGAGACCGCUGCAGGGCUCGGCGGCGCCUCCGCGCAGCAUGGCCCGGAUGAGGUACUUCCGCGCGGCCGCCUCGGGAUUUUAUCUGUGGGAAGCCGCGGUGCUGCUCAGCUUGGUAGCCACAAAGGAAACAGACAGUGCAAGAUCUCGUAGCAUGCCAAUGUCGCCAUCUGAUUUCCUGGAUAAGCUAAUGGGUAGGAUGUCAGGCUACGAUGCAAGGAUCAGACCAAAUUUCAAAGGCCCUCCAGUUAAUGUCACAUGCAACAUAUUUAUAAACAGCUUUGGAUCCAUUGCAGAGACAACCAUGGAUUACCGAGUGAACAUCUUUCUCCGUCAGAAUUGGAAUGAUCCACGCCUCGCAUACAGUGAAUAUCCAGAUGACUCUUUAGACUUAGAUCCAUCCAUGCUGGAUUCAAUUUGGAAACCUGAUUUGUUCUUUGCUAAUGAAAAAGGUGCCAACUUUCAUGAAGUUACAACAGAUAAUAAGUUGUUGCGAAUUUUCAAAAAUGGAAAUGUACUUUAUUCCAUCAGAUUGACUUUGAUUCUGUCCUGUCCAAUGGAUCUCAAAAAUUUUCCAAUGGAUGUGCAAACAUGUAUAAUGCAGCUGGAAAGCUUUGGAUAUACAAUGAAUGAUCUCAUUUUUGAAUGGCAAGAAAAGGGAGCAGUUCAAGUAGCAGAAGGUCUCACCCUGCCACAGUUUCUUUUGAAAGAAGAAAAGGAUUUAUGUUACUGCACCAAGCAUUACAAUACAGGAAAGUUUACAUGUAUUGAAGUCCGAUUUCACCUUGAGAGGCAGAUGGGUUACUAUCUCAUCCAGAUGUACAUACCAAGUCUCUUGAUCGUCAUUCUCUCUUGGGUGUCAUUUUGGAUCAAUAUGGAUGCAGCUCCAGCCAGAGUGGCUUUAGGCAUAACAACUGUACUGACCAUGACAACACAAAGCUCAGGCUCACGAGCAUCUCUUCCAAAGGUAUCAUAUGUCAAAGCGAUUGAUAUCUGGAUGGCUGUGUGCCUGCUCUUUGUAUUUUCUGCACUUUUGGAGUAUGCAGCUGUAAACUUUGUGUCAAGGCAGCAUAAAGAACUUCUGCGAUUCCGCCGCAAGAGGAAGAAGAACAAGUAUUUUGAGGGAGUUCUUGAUGGAAAUGAAAUCAGUGAAUCAUUUCAGCAUAGCAAUGGCUUGAGAUGCACAGGACCUAUAGACGGGACAUUGCCUCAAAUCUACAGUACAAAUUUAAGGGAUGAUGAUGUAAGGGAAAGUCAAUUUAGCUUUACAGCGUAUGGAAUGGGCCCAUGUCUGCAAGCAAAAGAUGGAGUGACACAAAAGGGGCCAAAUACUGCUGUUCAAGCUUCACCAAAAAGCCCUGAUGAGAUGAGAAAGGUAUUCAUUGACCGGGCCAAGAAGAUAGACACAAUAUCCAGAGCUUGUUUCCCUUUAGCCUUUCUGAUUUUCAAUAUUUUUUAUUGGGUAAUUUACAAAAUCAUCAGGCAUGAGGACAUUCACCAAUAACAAGAUAAAGGCUUGCAGUACAUACAGAUCUGACUAGCACGUUCAACAGGAGGCUUUCUGUUAGAAAUGUGCAUCGGAAGAGUGAAUGGGAGAGUUAAAAGCAUUGAGGGGGGAGAAAAAGGAGAUCCUGUAUGGUCUGUAAUGCCCAGUCACAGUGUGACUGGAGGAAUGACACCCAAAGAAGAUACAUCUGCUAUUGCAAACUGUCUGUGUCAAAAUAAAUAUUAACAAGUUUUUCAUUGUAAAUCACUCUCUACUGAAGCUUUACUGCCAAGUAUUUAUACAUACUGUUACAUAGUAGUAUAAUUGCACAGUACUCUUUGAUGUUCCUUAAAUUUUUUUAAUUCUGGUGCAUUUUUAAUUAAAGAAAUGGAUCCAGAAUACCCAAGGUAAGUUCCACAGCAUUACGGAAUAGAUUAGCAUUUGUAAUCUUUAUUACAAUUUUACAAGAUAAUGACAAAUUACUGAUUUGAGAUUACAGUUUUGAGGACUUUUUCUUGUCUUAAGGACAGUACCUGUGGUUUUGCAAUGAGCACAUUUGACACACUUAAGUUACAUAAGUUAUUUAAUGUACUUUGUAUUACUGUUCCCCUGGAAGGUGUAUGUUGAAAUCACUUCAGACAGCACAAGGUAUCUGCAGCCUAAUAGUCUGCAUAUCACAUGAGAAAUAUAUUAAAAUUUGUAAUGUACGGAUUCCUGCUAAGGAUUAUUUCUUCUCUUAAUUACCUACACCUUUAUAAUUGAAACAUAUUAUUUUUUGAUACUUUUUAUAUUUUUCAAGGGUUUUUUUUUCUCAAUUAAUAAAACUCAUACAACUUGUGAGAUAGACAAACAUCAAAAUUUUGCAAUACUUCAUUUUGCAAUGCAAAGAGAUCUUGGACCAAAACUAAAAGCAAAUAGUCAACUGCUUCACUGAAACAUUUGGAGGACGAGCACAGCUGUGUUUAUGCACGUUUAUCUCCUAUAUAUUACAUAAAUACAGGAAGUUUAAUUUAUGAAUAUAUCAGGUUUUCUGACUCAUUCUCUGAAGUAUAUUGGUAUGAUUUAGAUACUCCUUAAAGAGCAUUUCACAACUUUGGAAAGACAUGCAGCUCUUCUAAAACAUGAAAAAGGAUCUAAAGUGUCUUUUACAUUUAUUGUACUUCACAUUAACAAACAGGAGAAAAACUAUUAAAACUCUUGGAGAGAUUCUCCCUGGUUAGGAUUAAAUAAGUUAUAUUAGUUGCUUCUUUGAAUUGUAACACAAUAGAUGAAAUUUAUGGCAUAGCUUGUAGGGAAGAGUGUUUAUUUUUGCCAAUCUUGUCUACUGAGAAACAAAAACAUGAUAAAAUAAGGAAAUCUGACAUUUAGAAUUACUAGAUAUUUUAGGUCCAGUAUCUAAGGCUGUUUCUUAUUGCAGAGUAUUUUUAUUUUGAACAUAUUUUAAAUUUUUGAUUUGCUGUUGCUCAGAAUGUGUAUACAAAAGCAAAAUCGGCUGGAGGCAAAUGUCUGGUGCACUGCCAAAGGCAUGUUGAAUACAAAGCAACAGAAGCAAUAUAACUCUGAACUGAGGAUUAUAACAUAGCAACCUUGGGUUUGGUUGAGUUUGUUUUUGUUUUCCUCCAAGGAUUAGCUAGAUUCUAAAACAAUAGCUCAGAUGUGUCAGAAAGCAGCUGUAUAAUCCUCCUUUAUUUUAAAACAGGAGUUUUCUUUUAAUAUGUAGUGUUACUUUAUUUAUGAUCUGACAUGAUUUCAAUUCACUUUAAACAAUUAUUUUUUGCUGAGUUUGUGUCUUGGUUUUGUUGAUUUCUUUAUGUGUAUGUUCCGAAAAAUCCUGUUCACUUAUGAAGGUGCUCAUCUGUGUAAGGGGGUAUCAUGAUCUAAUGGCUGACAUUUCAGCAUAUUAAUCUUUCUCAAACUUAUCAUUAGCUGUAUUGUAUGACAAGGGAUGUUAACUCGCUUCCACUAUCAGCAAAGUCAACAGUAUUUUGUUUAAGGACUAUUUGAAGUACUAAAUCCAUCACCAAGAGGCAAUCAUAAAAAAUUACAUUAUCUUUCAGGCUCAUUUCUUUUAUUUCUUUCUAAAAUAGCUGACUUGAAUUCAAUAAAGAAUUCUUAAUUGAAGGAACAAGUGCAUAAAAAAAAAUGCUGGCCUGAUCAGAAUAACUCCUGAUUAUUUUAGCUUAUAACUCGAGUACCUGGUUCAUAUUGUCUCUUUCCCAGCCAUUCAAUAGUCUUUUGCUCUCACACAUGUUGUAUAACAUUGUUUUGAAAACAUUAACAAAUUUGAGUAAUACAGAGUUAAACAAAUUUAGCCCUAAUUCUUUCUUCAUUCUUAAGGCAGAAAAGGUCUAUGCUCUCAGAUAGGAAAUUUUGAAAGUGAUAAAAGAGUGAUUAGAUUAUAACACUGGGAAAAUGUAACAGGGUGUGAGAAGCAAGAAGGACAAUGAAGAAGAUAAAGAACAUGGGAUUUAUUUUUCCAACUCAAUCAUAUAUUGAUUUACUUUGGAUUCUCUUUAUUAGAGUUUGUUCCAAACCCUUUCAUAGGAUGCUUUACAAAGAAACCUUUGUGAUACGUGAGAGAUUAUUCUGUUUACUCACUAGGAAGACUUAUAUUUAGGUGAUUUAGAUGUGCACUUUACAUUUAAGGAGUAAGGUAUUGCUUCCACUUUGUACUAUAACCACUUACAGAGCUGUAGGUUGAUAAUGUAGAUAAAAAUAGAAUGUAAUAAAAUGUACAAAACCAUAUAUUUUUAACAGUAGGGAAAGAUAAAAGGUCUUCCUUAAAAAAAAAAAAAAAAAGAGUAUUAUUUUUAGCAAUAAUAAUUUUAUAUUAGAUGGAAAUUAAAUUAUUUAUACAGUUCCCAGCCCAAGCUGAGAUGGUUGAUUGCAAAAGAUAGCCAUACUUUAUGUGCAACUUCUGCUCUCAUUUGAGCUAUCAUAGGUAUUAAUCUAAUCCAACAGAGCAGAAUUUGGCCUUAAACUGUGAAACUGCUGAACAAGCUAUUAAUUCUUACAGUACCCCUGUGAGAUAGUAAAACAACUUUAUCCACAUCUUACUGUACAAUCAUAUGGUUAUUUAGAUGAGAACAAUAUCAGCUCAUCAUAGCUUUUUUCCUUUUUGAGACAGUUAAGAAGAAAAAUAUAAAUCACAAACCAAACUACUUGUUAAUAAUAAAAUAGUUAUUCUGUUUUGGAGUGAUUAUGGAAAAGGUGCCUUCAGGCAACACACGUCACCUACAGUAGUUACUGAAAUACUAUCAGUUUGUAAGGCUUGUGGAAGCAGGUCAGAUUGCUAGAAGCAGUGGGUUAAAUGCCAGAAAAACGUUGGCUCAUCUUGUAUUCUUGACAUUCUUGAAUAUUACUGCACUUCUUCACUUUCAUUUUUGUGAAAUAUGCAAGAAACAUUUCUUAUGUUUGUAUUUUAAUGUAUGACAAUGAUGUUAACUGAUGAAAUGGACUAAAGUAGCUACUUCCAUGAAUGUGUAAUUGUGAACUGUAUAAAAAGAAAUUGUGCCAUAAGCUUUUGACAUAAAGGUUUAACAUAAUAUACAGUAUUUUGUGUGUUAGUGAUCCUGGCUUUUUAAAGGCUACAGCAAGAAUAAAGAAAAAAAAUAAUAUGACAGUGUAUUAAUAACUUGUCUGUGAGUUGUCAAAAUACUUCCUGUGAAUUCUGUCUGAUGGCAAUUUCAUCUUAAAGUACUUCCUUUUUGGUAAAAAUCUAUAAAUGUGUUGUGCAUGGACUUGUUUAAAUUCCUUUUUAUUGUAUUACAGUAUGAUAUUGAACUUAAACCGACAUUCUCUGCCAACAGAAGUGUUAAAAUAUGUGAAAUUUAUGAUGCCAUCUAUGUCAAUGUAGAUAUUUUGUUCAAAAAAAAAAAAUAAACAACU
Tyto alba (common barn owl) is the source of this 5574-nucleotide messenger RNA. It is a transcript of the gene GLRA3, whose product is annotated as glycine receptor alpha 3. Lineage: Eukaryota; Metazoa; Chordata; Aves; Strigiformes; Tytonidae. The coding region runs from base 193 to 1704 and encodes 503 amino acids. Gene Ontology annotation, molecular function: transmembrane signaling receptor activity; glycine binding; transmitter-gated monoatomic ion channel activity. The record is from RefSeq and is a predicted model, not a curated record. The transcript has 10 exons. Gene Ontology annotation, biological process: signal transduction; chemical synaptic transmission; regulation of membrane potential. Gene Ontology annotation, cellular component: postsynaptic membrane; synapse; neuron projection.